Messenger RNA from Trichophyton verrucosum HKI 0517, 1770 nucleotides. RefSeq lists its product as uncharacterized. The record is from RefSeq and is a predicted model, not a curated record. The coding region runs from base 1 to 1770 and encodes 589 amino acids. Gene Ontology annotation, cellular component: site of double-strand break. The transcript has 2 exons. NCBI's taxonomy places the organism in Eukaryota, Fungi, Ascomycota, Eurotiomycetes, Onygenales, Arthrodermataceae.
AUGGCAGAGAAAGCAGAGAUUGAGGGCGCUGGGGGGGCGCCGCAGCCUCCCCCGCGCGAGUCGACCCCUCUGGGCUUCAGAGACGCCGUCAAGAGCAGAGAGGAUGCGCCGAAACCAUCGCCGGAGACGCCACAGAGGGCGAGUCGACCGCACCUGGGACUCUCUCUGAACAUGCCACAGCCGUUUAGCCCCAAGAGCGGCCAUGCAGCGGCUCGAAUACCGCUGUCCCCGAAGCUGGACUCCUCGCACUCGUUCGGUUCGCCGGCAUCUGUCCUGCCGCGGCGUUCUCGAGGGCUGGACUUUUCGCGCGCUUGCACCAACCUACACCACUCUACGCUGGCAGAGUCGUCUCCAGACUCGUCUCCCGUUGUCAGCGGCAGAGGGAUUGCCAUACCGCAACGGCGUGGGACUGCUGGAAGCACGGGGAUGGGGAUGGCCGGGUCUCCCAGCAGUUCGCAUCACCAACUGCACAAUUGCCUUACCUCUGCUGGCAGCCAUGCUGAGAGGACCGCCAUUUCAAGCUCUGUGGGCAGCGUCAACAUGAUCGACUCCGACUCGUCAAGCACCGAUGACGAAGACGAUGACGGGUCUAUCCAUGGCUUUGACCGUGGGGACCCCGGCGGAAUCACUCCCCAGGCAAAGAAGUCCGGACUAGGACUCUCUGCUCCAUUUUCUCCCAGUUUGAUACCAGCGUCCAGUGCAGACUGGAUGUCCGGGUUCUCUGCCGCAAAGGCGAGCUUGAUGAACUUCCAGCGAGCACGAUAUCGCAACAGUAAGAAGAGACACAGCUCUUCUAGUGCGAGCGGUGCUAGUCCCAGGCUUCUUGCUACCUCCCGAUCCCCACCAGCAGAGAAGGCCCUGGAUAGCGUCGGUGGGAGUUCUCUGUCCCAGAACUUAGCCCCACGGGACAUCAAGUCAAAGCUAGAUGAGCUAGCCCAUAUUCCCUCUGACUUUCAUCUUUCCGACGGGAGUGACGACGUGGAUGGCGGGAAACAGGCUGGCGUCAGCAGCCCAUCUAGUGGUUCGCUUGCCGGAGGCUCCAAUUCCGAGUCUGGUCGUCGAGGCGUCAUUCGACGGCCCGUGACCAGACGAGGGAAUCUUUUGCCAAAACCCAAAAACUUUGCACGCAUCAGGGCUACUCUAUUUGAAGAAUGCGCUCCGGUGGAGAGCGAUACUAAGAAAGAGGCAGAAGUGGUCCGCCAGGUGCGGGAAAACGAUGCGUCUGGCGCUCCGCAGCCCCAAUCUAUCCUGCCCAAUGCGUUGGAGAUCAAGGAUUCCACCCCUCCCAGCCUUGUCCCCGAGGAAGCACAUCAGAGGCCGCCCACCAGCUUCAGCCGGCAGGUAUCCCGGAACUCUAGUGGCAUCGACUUCUGGAACGCCUUCGAUGGACGGUACAGGACCCCACCGCCCCUCUCAGCGAGGGAUACAGCCAUGGCGUCUCCAGGCAUGCUCAAAGACAUAGACACAGAACCAGAAACAUUCGCCAAGAUCAACAAACGACGGCGGGGAGACGACUUUGAUCUGGCUUCAUUCAAGCGUCGGGCUGUUUCUCCAGGACCCAGCGUCCAGAGUAGUCCUGUCCAAGGUCAUGUUUCUGCUGGCUCAGACGCCAACCGGGUCGGCCACCUAUCCAAGGCCAUCUUGUUCCAGGGAAGCCAUCCAGCUGAACCCACCGCCAACACCAGCUCGCCCUCCGGGCCAGUCAAGCGAGUCGGUCUCCAGGGCAUGACCGAGACCAGCGACGGCUUCAUGAAGAUGACCAUUGACUGA